Messenger RNA from Lecanosticta acicola, 730 nucleotides. NCBI's taxonomy places the organism in Eukaryota, Fungi, Ascomycota, Dothideomycetes, Mycosphaerellales, Mycosphaerellaceae. The record is from the annotation of a GenBank genome assembly.
AUGUCUAUCCUCGAAUUGGCAAAUGUACGUACCUGGCUGAAAGCUUCCUGUCCAUGUGCCUGGAGCUACGAACUAACAGCUCUGCUUUAGCCGUAUCAUGCGUACACGUUCGGUAUAGCACUCAAUGACGCAGAGUUCUUCGAUUUGUGGUCGUUCUGACGGAAGAUCGGAAUGCAGGUACUGCCUUUUGGUACUUCUUGAGAGGUAUCAUGCGUAUAAUCGACCCUGCUACCGUGAGCGGCUGGUUCCGCCCUCCAGUCCAGGGAAAUCCGACUCCAAACGGUGAGCAUAUGCUCUUCUCAUUAAAACAGACUCAUUCUCGCAGAUGAGAUCUCCUACUGAGACUUUCCCCUUCUCGCGCGCAGAUCUAGAACUCUACACCAUCUGGACCGACGGCUUCGGACUCAUCACCCUCGCAGCCAUCCUGGUCCUCAUCUCCGACGCGGUACCUCUCCCGGCGACCUUGACAGGCUCCGCCUUGGCGGAGUCGACUCCUACCAGGGCGAAGAAGCCUUAUGCGAGAGGUAUUGUGCUCGUCACCAUGUUCCACCAUAUCACGACGGGGUUUGGAGCCUUCCAGCACUGGGUCAAGCCGACGCAUCAUACCGUUGCGAUGGAUAUUGGCGUGUACGGGAAUAUCGGGCUUACGGUGUUGGGGGUGGCUGCGCUUGUGUAUGGGUUGCAGGAUGGUGGUGCGGUCACUGCUGCUAGUGGGAAGAAGAAAGCGUGA